Molecule: messenger RNA, 3723 nt
Organism: Erinaceus europaeus (western European hedgehog)
Lineage: Eukaryota; Metazoa; Chordata; Mammalia; Eulipotyphla; Erinaceidae
Gene: STAT1
Product: signal transducer and activator of transcription 1
Exons: 24
Coding region: 193-2442 (749 amino acids)
Biological process (GO): regulation of cell population proliferation; regulation of transcription by RNA polymerase II; defense response
Molecular function (GO): RNA polymerase II cis-regulatory region sequence-specific DNA binding; DNA-binding transcription factor activity, RNA polymerase II-specific
Source: RefSeq, a predicted model, not a curated record
UCUUUCUUUCUUUCUUUCUUUUUUUUGCAGAAUUCUCUAUUGACCUGGGCCAUCUCGCCCCGAGUGCUGACACAGACUUUUGCACCCUGCGCAUGCAAACCCAACGAUCUUCUACACGGUGCUGCGUGUAGCUCCUGCUUGGGUUGAAUUGAAUCCUCAGCCCCUUUGCUGGGGCCUAAGUGGACAGACAGGAUGUCGCAGUGGUAUGAGCUUCAGCAGCUUGACUCCAAAUUCCUGGAGCAGGUUCACCAGCUCUAUGAUGACAGUUUUCCCAUGGAGAUCAGACAGUACCUUGCACAGUGGCUAGAAAAGCAAGAUUGGGAGCACGCCGCCAAUGACGUCUCAUUUGCCACCAUCCGUUUUCAUGACCUCUUAUCACAGCUGGACGAUCAGUACAGCCGUUUUUCCUUGGAAAAUAACUUCUUGUUGCAACACAACAUACGGAAAAGCAAACGUAAUCUUCAGGAUAAUUUUCAGGAGGACCCAAUACUGAUGUCUAUGAUCAUCUGUAACUGCCUGAAGGAAGAGAGGAAGAUUCUGGAAAAUGCCCAGAGAUUUAAUCAGGCUCAGUCCGGAAACAUUCAGAACACGGUGAUGUUAGACAAGCAGAAAGAACUGGACUGCAAAGUCAGGAAUGUGAAAGAAAAAGUCAUGUGUAUAGAACAGGAAAUCAAGACCCUUGAAGAUCUGCAAGAUGAAUUUGACUUUAAGUGCAAAACCUUGCAGAACAGAGAAUUGGAAACCAAUGGUGUAGCAAAGAAUGACCAGAAAGAAGAACAGAUGCUGAAACAGAAGAUGUAUUUAAUGCUUGACAGCAAAAGAAAGGAAGUAGUUCACAAAAUAAUAGACCUGCUGAAUGCCACGGAGCUGACCCAGAAUGCCCUGAUCAACGAUGAGCUGGUGGAGUGGAAGCGGAGACAGCAGAGCGCCUGCAUUGGAGGCCCUCCCAACGCCUGCCUCGACCAGCUGCAGUACUGGUUCACCACGGUUGCAGAGAGUCUGCAGCAGGUCCGACAGCAGCUGAAGAAGCUCGAGGAGCUGGAGCAGAAAUACACCUUCGAGCAGGACCCCAUCACCAAGAACAAGCAGGUGUUAUGGGAGCGGACCGUCAGCCUCUUCCAGCAGCUCAUUCAGAGUUCUUUCGUCGUGGAAAGACAGCCCUGCAUGCCGACCCAUCCUCAGAGGCCCUUAGUCUUGAAGACUGGGGUGCAGUUCACGGUGAAGUUAAGACUGUUGGUGAAGUUGCAAGAACUGAACUAUAACUUGAAAGUCAAAGUUCUGUUUGAUAAAGAUGUGAAUGAGAGAAAUACCGUUAAAGGGUUUAGAAAGUUCAACAUCUUGGGCACAAAUACGAAAGUGAUGAACAUGGAAGAGUCCACCAAUGGAAGUCUGGCUGCAGAAUUCCGACACCUGCAACUGAAAGAACAGAAAAAUGCCGGCACCAGAACGAAUGAGGGGCCGCUCAUUGUCACUGAAGAGCUUCAUUCCCUUAGUUUUGAAACCCAGUUGUGCCAGCCUGGUUUGGUUGUUGACCUUGAGACGACCUCCUUGCCUGUGGUGGUGAUCUCCAACGUCAGCCAGCUCCCCAGUGGCUGGGCAUCCAUCCUGUGGUACAACAUGCUGGUGGCAGAACCCAGGAAUCUCUCCUUCUUCCUAAGCCCGCCAUGUGCAAGGUGGGCUCAGCUGUCAGAGGUCCUGAGUUGGCAGUUUUCGUCAGUUACCAAGAGAGGGCUGAACGGGGACCAGCUGAGCAUGCUCGGAGAGAAACUUCUUGGUCUGAAUGCUGGCCCCGACGGUCUGAUUCCAUGGACGAGGUUCUGUAAGGAGAAUAUAAACGAUAAAAACUUCUCUUUCUGGCUUUGGAUCGAAAGCAUCCUUGAACUCAUUAAGAAACACCUGCUGUCUCUCUGGAAUGAUGGGUGCAUUGUGGGCUUUAUCAGCAAGGAGCGGGAGCGGGCGCUGCUCAAGGACCAGCAGCCGGGCACCUUCCUGCUGCGCUUCAGCGAGAGCUGCCGAGAAGGGGCCAUCACGUUCACGUGGGUGGAACGCUCCCAGAAUGGAGGGGAACCUCAGUUCCAUGCAGUUGAACCCUACACCAAGAAAGAGCUUUCUGCUGUCACGUUUCCUGAUAUUAUUCGCAAUUAUAAGGUCAUGGCUGCAGAAAAUAUUCCGGAGAACCCUCUGAAGUUUCUGUAUCCAAAUAUAGACAAGGAUCAUGCCUUUGGAAAGUACUACUCCAGACCAAAGGAAGCGCCUGAGCCCAUGGAACUCGACGGCCCUCGAGGAACGGGAUACAUCAAGACUGAACUGAUAUCUGUGUCUGAAGUUCACCCUUCUCGACUCCAGACCACAGACAACCUUCUCCCCAUGUCUCCUGAGGAGUUUGACGAGGUUUCCCGGAUAGUGGGCACGGUAGAAUUUGACAUGAUGAACACAGUGUAGGCCACGAACUUUUCUCAUCUUCUCUGGCGACAUUUUCCUCUCCAUCGGUGACUUCCUCCUGCUACUCUUGUUCCUUCACGUCCUGUGUUUCUAGGGAAAUGAAGACCGACACAUUCUCUGCAGCCUGUGUUAGCAAGCGGACUUUUCCCUAAUUCAGAAACGUGUUACUCUGAGGGGCUCCCUGCGUCUUAUUAAAGGUAAAAAAAAAAGUGAAACCGAAAGGGCCUUUCCACAGAGUGGGUUUUGCAAAGGGAAAAAACAUCGCUUAUACCCAGAACAUCACAACUAGAGUAAGAACCCAGUGGGAAAAGUCAUGUUUAGUAGCUCCUAGCAAACACUGUGCCUGAUGUCAGUGUCCAGCUGCUGUCGAUGGCUAGUUAGGUGGGUCACACGGCUAAUGUAGGAUUUUGUGGGUGCAGGAACCCCACUUGUCUGUUAUGGAGAAUUCUUGAUUAUUAUCUCCGCUUUAAGCAUACUUGCAAGUUUUCCAUUGGUUUACCUUUAAGAUAAUUCAAAGAUAAGCUUAUAGGCAAUCGCUUCUACCCUUCACCCAAGAUAGCCACCCUGUUGUGGUCCAGGAGGUGGCACAGGGGCUAAGGCACUGGGCUCUCCAGCAUGAGGUCCUGAGUUCAGUCCCCAGCAGCACAUGUACUGUGAGGUCUGGUUCUUUCUCUCUUUAACUAUCUUCAUGAAUAAAUACAUUUUAAAAAAAAAAAAGCCAUCCUGCAUCUUAGCAGGGGAUACAAGUUUCAUUAUUAUUAUUUUUAACAUCUUCCACAGAGUGUGGGGGAAAAAGACAUUUAUCUUUCUUGGGAGAGUUCACUUUUCUGUGUGUUCUGCUAUGACACUGGCCCAUUUUAAAGGAAGAAACUUCAUUUUUCUAAUUCACAAGUAGUGUUUUCGGCUUAAACUUGAAUACUCAAAGUGAGGUGUCAGCGACCCUGGUCAUUCCUAAAGGCAGCUCCCUUCUGUCAGUUCCUCGUAGUCACUGUCACCUGAGAGAGCUUCUCAAGAAGCUGACUGUGAUCCUAAGUGUCCACAGACUCCGAGAUUGAAUGUUUCUUCGUGUUGAUUGUGUCUGUACUGUUAUUCUCGUUGCUAUUCGGUCUAGCAGUAAUGCAGUUUUCAAACUGAGAAGGAAAACGAGUUAACGGGCAAAUCAGUAACCAGAAAUGACACGAGAAUCAAGGACUUUGAAAAGUCCUCCUGAGGGUGCAUCGAGAAUCACCGUCUUUUCAAUCAUCGGCGUUUGUCUGGCAAAUACAUUUGCAGAUGGCUCCA